AAAAAAAAAAAAAAACUUUCCUAUAAUUUCCUAAUAUAUAAAAAAAAAAACACAACCUGAAAAAAGAAAACAAACCAAAAUCAUCUCUCUCAUCCAUCGAAAAGAAACCCUACCUUUUUUUUUUACGAGAAGAAAGAAAAAAAAAAAUAUAGAAAUCAUGAAUAACGAUACAAUAGCAAAUGCAACAGAAGUACCUUCAGCAUUAACAUUUUGUGACUGGCGUAUAGAAGUAUAUAAUUGUGUAAUGAGUGAAUUAUGGGUAGCUCAAGUAACAGUCUCAGUUAUAAGUUAUUUUAUACUUGCAAUAUCUGGUACAUUUGUUUUUGGUUAUCGUUAUAAACAUAUGUGGAAAGGUUUAUUCGUCGAUCAUGGUCAUGGGAUUAGACCUUUACCUGUAGAUAAUUUAUUAUUCUUUUGGACUAUCGCUUGUUAUCUUAGAGGUUUACAUUCUCUAUUAAUGUUAACAAACGCAUAUACUCGUUUCUGGCAAAAGGAAUUCAUGCAAGAAAUUGGUUGGACUAUGCUUUGCUAUGGUGGUAUACUUUAUCUCGUAGGUAUCAUAUAUACAAUUCCGGUAAAUUACACGCGUGGAAAAGCAACUUUAAAAAUUGAAACAAAAAAAGAUUCUCUAAGUUAUUUUACUUCGCGUGAAAUUUAUAUUCCAACACCAAACACUUUAAAUAUUAUCCUCGGUCUAUGGUGUUUAUAUCCAACAGUAACAGCUUUACCUUUUGCUAUAUUAUCAGGUUUAUCAAGAGAUCAUGGUAAUGCUGCUGCUGCUGCUAGAUGGACUGGUGCUCAAUAUAUAUCAUAUAUAAUUUUUGAUUCAUCUUUUGCUCUCAUUGGUGCUUAUUAUGGAAUUCAUUUUAUGUUGAUUUUAAGAAAUUCGAUGAAACAAUUUUCAAGACGUUCAGGAGGUUAUUAUCAAUCUCACAGUAAUGCUACUCGUUCAGCUCUUGAUCGUCUUAAAUAUACUAUGACAUAUAUUGCAGUUUUACCAAUGAUUUCGGCUCCUUGGUGGGGAAUUUUUGGAAUUUUUCAUGAUACUAUAUUAAGUUCAAUUAACGGUGUAAAUAUUUUUUUAUCAACUAUGUGGCAUAUUGGAGGUGCUCAACCCUUAAUAGCCGUAACUCAAUAUAUUUUGGCGAAACGUGUUUAUCAACAUUUUACUGGUCAAGUUCCGGCUUCUGAUGAUGUGAAUUCAAGUACAAAUUCUUCUUCAGCUGAUACAAGAAAGAGCGCUUUAAGUCCUGUUACUCCAACUUUUCCCGUUACUAUGAGUUCUGCCGUAAUAAAACAAAAUCAACAGAAUCAUCGAACAAGUGAUUCUUAUGAUAUGGAAACACUUCAAAGUAAAUUUGAAGGAAUUAAUUUAUCAUUAAAAGAUGAUGGUUUUCCUGAUUGGGAUAAUUUGGAAGUUCAAAAUAACGAUGGUCGAAAUUCCAAUAGCGAACGCAAUGUCGUAUAGUAUAGUAAAUAUAACUAAAAAAAUUUUUCUUUUCAUGACCAAUCAAAUGCAUAAUUUAUAUUUAAACAAAGAGCUCUUUAAUCAGACAAUCAAUUUUUCCUUUUAAUGUAAUACAUCAUUAAUUAACGGAAUUAAGUAUGCGAAAAAGAAGAAUUUUAAUUUAUUCUACAAU
Messenger RNA from Rhizophagus irregularis DAOM 181602=DAOM 197198, 1640 nucleotides. RefSeq lists its product as uncharacterized. Lineage: Eukaryota; Fungi; Glomeromycota; Glomeromycetes; Glomerales; Glomeraceae. The record is from RefSeq and is a predicted model, not a curated record.